Messenger RNA from Oreochromis aureus, 2446 nucleotides. RefSeq names its product zinc finger protein 708-like. The transcript is spliced from 3 exons. Lineage: Eukaryota; Metazoa; Chordata; Actinopteri; Cichliformes; Cichlidae. The record is from RefSeq and is a predicted model, not a curated record. Gene Ontology annotation, biological process: regulation of transcription by RNA polymerase II. Gene Ontology annotation, molecular function: DNA-binding transcription factor activity; RNA polymerase II cis-regulatory region sequence-specific DNA binding. Bases 246 to 1283 code for a protein of 345 amino acids.
CACCUAAUUAGAUCAUAGAGCUCACCUGUGUGUGAUUUAGUCUCAUUAUAAACACACCUGCUCUGUGACGGCCUCAGUGGUUUGUUAGAGAACAUUAGUGAACAAACAGCAUCAUGAAGACCGAGGAGCUCACCAGACAGCUCACAGGUGGAGGUGACGUAUCUGAGAAGAAGAGGAAGGCUGGCAGAGGUCUGGACCACUGAGGGAACAGAGGCAGCAGGAAGGCUUCACUCAGAAAGGACAAGAUGGGCAAAGAAAUGCGGAAAAAACACAGAUGUCAGCAAUGUGAGAAGGCUUUCCACAACCUGAAGCAACUCAGGAGUCAUCAAAGAUGUCACACUGAAGAAAGAUUGUACAGCUGUGAUCAAUGUGAUAAAAAAUACAAAACAGUAAGCACACUAAAUGUUCAUAAGAAAACGCACAGUGGAGAGAAACCACAUAUGUGUGAGGUGUGCGGCAGUGAAUUUAUCUCAUUGGGAAACUUAUCGACUCACAUUCAACGGUAUCACACUGGAGAGAGACCGCACCAUUGUCAACAAUGUGACAAAGUGUUUGUGACCCAAAGCGAAUUAAAGAGUCAUCAGGUGGUUCACACAGGAGAAAAGCCAUACAGCUGUGGUGAGUGCGGGAAAAGUUUUUCAUGGCUUUCCAAUCUUGUCCGUCACCAGCGCAUCCACACUGGGGUGAGACUGUUCACCUGUGAGGAGUGUGGAAGGAGUUUCACUCGGUUAGAUUAUUUAAAGGUACACAAGAACAUCCACACAAAAGAAAUGAUUUUCUCCUGUGAGCAGUGCGGUAAAGCUUUCUCUUCAUCAUCUAACCUUAGGGCUCAUGUUGUUUUGCACACCACAGAGAAAUCACACAGAUGUGAUCAGUGUGGGAAAACAUUCACCACGCUGAAAUACCUGAGACUCCACACACGUAUUCACACUGGAGACAAACCAUACAAGUGCAGACACUGUGACAAGACUUUUAUUUCACAGACUAACCGCACAGUACAUGAACGCAUCCACACUGGAAUAAGACCGUACAGCUGCACUGAGUGUGGGAAAAGUUUUUCAUUGCUUCCCAAUCUUGUCUGUCAUCAGCGCGUCCAUACUGGAGUAAAACCGUUCAGCUGUGAGGAGUGUGGAAAGCAUUUCACUCAAUUACGUACUUUAAAGGUGCACAGGAACCUCCACACAAAAGAAAUGCUUUUCUCCUGUGAGCAGUGCGGGAAGGUCUUCCCUUCUUGUGGUGCAUUUUAUUAUCAUAAAAGGAUCCACUGUGGAGUGAAACCCUAAAAGUGCAAACAUUGUGAGAAGUCAUUCUCCACAUUAUUGUCCUGUUCAGCACACGAGCAUGUCCACAGUGCAGAGACAGCCUAGGUGUUUUAUUUCAUUAAAAAAAAAAUUCCUAGCAUUAGCAUGGAUUAAAAAAACCCCAAAACAUUUUUAUUAAUUUAUAUAUGUGCUUAUUUAAAACAGCCAUUUUAAUUCUUGGUUUCUAUUUUAGUGUGUUGUUUUAUGUAUUUAUUUAUUUUGAUACGAGAUUUUAACCAUUGGAUGCAAUUUUUUUCACUUUAAUAAUUUUAAGAUGUUUUCCAAAACAAAAAAGUACAAAAGCCAAAACAACAUUUUUAACGAUUUCAGAUUCAAAAAAGAGGAAAAGGAAGUGAAUUCUUCCUCAUUCCUAUCUCUGUUUUAUAUAAAGAAACACGUUCUUCCAAUUCAUGUGAUAUAGUUCUAUAAAUAUCGUUAUACAUUGAUCUAUAAUUACUUAACUACAGCUUUCCAAAGGUGCUGUCUUUUAUAUGUCAUACACAGGAUUGUUAAAAAUGGCAGGUUUGUGUGAACUGAAAAAUUUCUUUUAAACUAAGCAGUUUUUGUCUUUCUAAGAAUAUUUUAUAUGUUUAUUACUGAGUUUUGUUGUGGCAAAAACAAAAACAUCAUUUUCUUGAGGUUUUCAUUAUAUGACACUUGACAUGAACUUUUCUUUGAAACAUGGAUACGAGUUGUUUCAGGCACAUUGUUCAGGCCUACAUCAUUAUUGUGUUGCUGUUGCAUUAAUAGAACUUCGUUUUGAGGCAGCUGAAGUUGCAGAUGUUGCAGACUUUGUAAAGUUACUUUGAUGUUAACAAAGUGUUACACAAACUGUGUUGUUUGUUUAAACUGUUUUUGGAGGUCCAAACAUGACCGACCAAAGUGUUUGUUGUUGAUCCAGUAACUGAAAAUGAUUUGUUAUUACGACUCAGAGAGGACCUAACUUCUGCUGUGAGUGACGUGGAAAUACUGACUUAAAGCUUGGAUGUUUGUCAGGGUUUUGUUAACUUAUAGCAAUGUUGAUAAUAAUAAUAACAAUAAUAAUAAUUUUGGACCUUGUGUUUAAGUUUUUGCCUUAUUGGCUGCUGUUCAGUCAUUUCUAACAUGAACUGUUCAUCUGUUUUCAAUGAAUUGCCAAAAUAUAA